Messenger RNA from Engraulis encrasicolus (European anchovy), 4480 nucleotides. RefSeq names its product nucleoporin 133 (gene nup133). Bases 113 to 3505 code for a protein of 1130 amino acids. The transcript has 26 exons. Gene Ontology annotation, biological process: transcription-dependent tethering of RNA polymerase II gene DNA at nuclear periphery; poly(A)+ mRNA export from nucleus; protein import into nucleus. The record is from RefSeq and is a predicted model, not a curated record. Gene Ontology annotation, molecular function: structural constituent of nuclear pore; protein binding. Gene Ontology annotation, cellular component: nuclear pore outer ring. NCBI's taxonomy places the organism in Eukaryota, Metazoa, Chordata, Actinopteri, Clupeiformes, Engraulidae.
GCUUUGAGCGCGACUAUUUUUCAUUCACGAUAGCAGGUGGUGGGGAAAUUGGACUUCAUUGGAGAUAUAUUUAUUUUAAUUUCGACAAGACACAACUAAACACCAUCACGGCAUGUUUUCGCCCCGUGGCACUCCUGGGUCUGGCCGUAGACAAGCCAGAACAGGAGGUCGAAAAAGUCUAAGCACUCCUGCCGGGCUUCUGUUUUCCCCUCGAAGAGCAUCGCUGCAAGCAAGAUCAACUCCCUCGCGGAUACCGACCCAUGGACCAGUCGAGGCGGUCAACUUCGAUGUGCAGACAUUUGGUUCCUCGCUACCUGUCAAAGUCAUGGAGGCACUUACCAUGGCAGAACCGGAUGAUCAGAUUUCUGUGAAGAUUGAGGAGACUGGCUGGGCCUGGAUGGUGUGUGGAGAGAGACUAGUUAUCUGGAAGAUUUGCCAAACUGCUGUCGCUAAGCUGUCAGUGUGCAAGGAUCUGCAGCUUCCUGCCAGUGAGUUUGCCUACACUGCCGACCUCAUCUCCAUCUCCUCCGCUAACCCCCUGGACAGCGCCCCCAUACAGUCCAUCAGCGUGCUGGCGGUGUCUCCUGAGGGCACAGCCCGGUUCUGGCCCAGUCUGGUGCACGAGGGCACCUACACGGAGACCAGCGUGGACUUUGGGGAGAACCUCUGCAACUUUGUCGGAGCAGUGAAGGGCAACAGCUACAUCGUGUCCUCCUACAAGGGUCAGAUGGUGCGGGUGGCAGCGGAUGCUUCCGGAAAGCCUCAGCAGCGGGUCCUGCUGCAGGGCCAGAGCAUGCUGUCUGGCAUCGGACGCCGCGUCUCCAGCCUCUUCGGCAGACUCGCCCCGCCCACAGACAUCACCGUGCACAGUGUGCUGUGGGUGGCUGAGACGGGCAGCUUGUACACGCUGACCUCCGGGGGCCUGAACAAGUGGGAGGUGGACGAGGCCGGCGAGCAGCAGGUGCUCAGCUGGAGUGGCAUCAACAGCCUGGCGGAGGGCGUCUCCGAUGCCAUCUGGGGAUCUGAAGCCAACUAUGAUGAGAUAAAAGCAGGUGUGAAUGUGGCCUACCUGGACAUGCAACUGAGCCAGGAGGGUGUGGUGGUGUUGGCUGCAGCCUGGCACCCGGCAGACACCCCCUGCCUGGUCUACUACUGCCUGGUCACGGUGCCUGACCGCAACCCGCUCACCGGCGAUGAGAUCUCUGUGGAGGUCACCAAACACAACCCAGCCUUUCAGAGUGAGGAGGAGAUGCACACCACCCACCUGGUGAUCCCCAGGGCCUGCAGAGGGGCUGCCUACCUGUACAACCAAGAGCUGGUCUUCACCUGCUCCAUGACCCGGGGACGAGGGGCCCUGCCAGAGGAGAGGAUCGCCUUCACUGACCCAGGUGACCGCCUGCGAGGCGGAGGGGUGUGUGCCAACCUGCCGGUGUUUUUCACCCAGAACAGCGGCCUGGUUGCCGUGGUACCCAGGGAGAGCGCGUCCAUGCUGCCUGAGAUGAUGGAGGACUCUCUCUGCUCCUCUGUGGCAGGACCCGGAACAGAGCCUGCCGCCAUGGAAGUGCCCAAGAUGGACGAAGUAGCACAAGAAGACAAGAUCAAACUAUUGAAAUCAGCUUUCCUGCAGUUCUGUCGACACGACUUGGUGGGUGCCCAGGCGGUGGUGGACGAGCUGUUUCCCAGCGAGCUGGACGGAGGAGAGGGGGCGGAGCUGGACGAGGUGGUGGCCCAGAUCAGCUGCGACCUGGUGGACGACUUUCCCGCCUCCGACCCCCGAUGGGCAGAGUCUGUGCCAGACGAGCGCGCUGGUUUCCCUCUGACCUCCCUGAUUCUACUGCACCAGCUGGAGGACAAAAUGAAGGCUCACGGCUGCCUUAUCGACUUCCUCAAUCAGAUGGGCCUCCUGGAGCGGCUGUCCUCCACGGACGUGCGCGGCUCCCCCAUGGCCACGCGGCUGCUGCUGUGCGAGCACGCCGAGAAGCUGACGUCGGCCAUGGUGCUGAAGAACCACCACGCCAAGCACCCGGACGUGGUCACCCCUGCCAUCGCCAGCGCCCUGCGGAGGAGCGCCAGCGAGGUGCCCCCCAGCCUCACUGCUGCCGACGUCUUCUUCAGAGAGGUGUCUGGUAUCUCCUCCAUCUUGGAGUGUCUCCUAGAGGAAGAGGAGAGGGCUCUGCAGGAGAACCCCGUUAACUCCACCAAGUGGGGGCAGAUCGUCAUCCACACCAACAACAUCAUCAAGGAUAUGCUGCAAGCGGCAUGCCAGUACAGAGAGAGCAAGAGCUCCGUCUACCGAGCAUCAGAGACCGCCGGUGCUGAGCCGGAGUACAUUCCAUGGACAGCGUCCAGCAGUGUGCGGUCGGUCCUCACGCGCCAGCACGAGGUCAUCCUCAAGACCGUGUACCCCCAGGCCGACUCGGAGCUGCGCAAUACCCUGAGCGAGCAGCUGGUGGCGCUGUUGAACUCCUACCUGAGCGGCUACCAGGCCCAGCUGGGCUCCCUCAACAGGGCCACCCAGACGGACAGAUGCAGUGCGCUGGAGAUGGAGUACACCCAGAGGCGCUCAGAGCUCCUCAUGCCACUACUGGAGCUGGGACAGUACCAGUGGGUGUCUGCCCUGGCCGAGAAGUACGGAGACUUCGACAUCCUGGUGCAGAUGUGCGAGAAGACGGAUAACCAGAGCAGAUUACAGCACUACAUGACCAAGUUUGCUGACCAGAACUUUGCGGACUUCCUGUUCCGCUGGUACAUGGAGAAGGGCAAGAGGGGCAAGCUGCUGUCCCAGCCCAUCGCCCAGCACCAGCAGCUGGCCAGCUUCCUGCAGGCCCACGACCACCUCAGCUGGCUACACGACAUUCACGUGCACGACUACGCCAGCGCCCACCAGACCCUGCACAGCCAGGCCAACAUGGAGACUCGCUACUUUGUGAAGAAGAAGACCCUGCUGGCUCUCAGCAAGCUCACGGCUCUGGCCUCCGACAUGCCAGAGGACGCCAUGCAGAAGCAAGUAGAUGAUAUCGUGGAGCAGGAGAGGUUUUUACUGCACCAGGAGACUCUGCCCAAGCAGCUGCUGGAGGAGAAACAGCUCAACAUGGACACCAUGCCUCUCCUCAGCGCACACAACCUCAUCAAUUUGUACAUCUGUGAUGAUAACCGGCGAGCCAACGAGUACGACUUCAAAAAGGCUCUGGACCUGCUGGACUACAUAGAUGAGGAGGAUGCGGUGGAUCUGGAGGCUCUGAAAUGUGAGAUCCUGUGCAAAGCCCUGAAGAGGGACAACUGGUCGUCUGCGGAUGGCAAUGAUAACCCGGUGGAGGCCGCCAAAGACAGCAUCUUCAUACGAAUCAUAGAGAAACUCAUUCAGGACGGUGUGUCCCUACAGACGUACCUGCCCGACGUUAAGGACCUGCUGCAGCUGGAGGAGAUGGAGGGCCUGAGGGCCAAGCCCACCUUUGAGUUUGUCCUGAGGGCCAACUACGAGCACUACCUACAGGUGCAGAUGUAACCGCCCCCCAAUACCUCACCCCACUCCUCCUUUCCCCACUACCUACAGGUGCAGAUGUAACCGCCCCCCAAUGCCUCAUAUCACCCCUGCAGUCCACACACACACACACACCCAAACACUCUUAAUUCCACCUCAUUUUGUUUUGUUUGUCGGGAGAUUUGUGGCGGUAAGAGCGUAUUUCUCAAAGUGAAGUAACGCCCAUUUUUCGCGGAUUGUACCAGAGUAACCAAUCACUAGUUCUAAGUGUAAUUCAUAAUUGGAUACACCGUUCGCAAAUGGGCGUCACUCGUCCUAGCAAGGCUAGGACUCUUCACUUUGAGAAACACCCAAAAGAGUGAAGUUUCAGAUGCUGAAAACCUAUGAGCACUAUCAGGUGGACUCAAACACACGUAAUUCAUCCAUUUUGAUCGAUUGUAGUCGUACAAUGUGAAGAUACGUGGGGCUACGAAUACUUUCAGGUGCAGAUGUAGACGCCCACACACACUUCUUCAGGGCCUAGUUUGGAGCUUCAUCUUCAGCUGCAGCUGUUAUACCCCCAUGCCUCACCUCUCCACACACUUUGACACACUUAGUUCCUCCCUCAUUAUGCUUGUAAUUCUGUAUUCAUAAGAGAUGUGUAUCCAUAACCGAUAUGAAGUAUAUGUGUCAGUUACAGCAUAGUGUCAGGUUUCUGUAAGCCAUGGUUAGCCACGACCCGACUUUCACUUUGGGGCGAGGGCCAACUAUGGGCACUAUUUUCAGGUGCAGAUGUAACGCGUCCACCAAACACACACUCUUGGAUCCUCCCCUCAUCUGUUUCUCCAUGAUGGAUAUGAAGACAUCUUAGAGUACAGAAGAGGAGUUUCCGAUGCCAGUGCAGCCCCCAACCAACCAACAUACACACACACACACACAUUUCUGCUCUCUCAUUUUGUUUGUCUGUUUGUUGUCGUAUUUUUGUAUGCAUCCUUUUCUUAAUAAAUAUUUUUGAAGAUA